AAAGAGAAUUUAUGAGAUUUUUUUUAAUUUUAUGUUUUAUGAAAAAUAGUAUAUUAAAUUCUCAAAUGACGAGUGGCAAAUUAAAAGGCCACAUGCUAUUUAGUUGUGUAAAUAUUAAAAUUUCCUAACCUUCAAACAAAUUAACAUAAAAAAUUGUAAAUUAACAAAAAGAUAACAAUUAAAUUCUUACUCUGAACAACUGUUUAGUAUAGGAUCAUUUACAAAUUUAUCACAAAUUGUUUAUAUAUAAAUUUAACUCACUGUUUACACUGUCUAUACAUGCUAAUGAUAAUAUAUAAAUAAAUAGAAAAGAUCUGCGUUUACAAGCUGUUAUGCGACAGAAUUGCCCUAGUAUUUAACACGUAUUUAACUACUAAAUGAAUACAUCAACCAAUAGCGUGUAUUUUGUCUCGAUCUCCCUUUCUCUCUCACUCUCAAUCGGUCUCGGUCGAUCUCCCCUUCUUCUUGGAUAACAACGUCCUACAUUUUCGUGUCACUAAUAUUAUUAUUAAAUUAUUGCGUUUCAUCCGUAAAAAUGUUACCCUCAUGGGCGCAAAGAAUUUUCACUUCAAUCUAUACUAACAUAUUCCGUUUUAUGAAAAAUGAUAUGGAGGAUGAUACGAAAUGAGAUGAAGUUGAUUUAUAUGACACCGUAAUCAGUUGGGAUGAAAUCCUCCUCCAAAAAUCAUGGAAUAGAAUGAGAUGAGAUGAAAUGAAAUAGUCUCAGUAAAGUGGUUGUUAUUUACUAUGGAGGGUAGAGGUAAGGAGAACGGUCUCAUAUGGGAGAAGAUUGAAAAAGUGUCCUACUUUCAGCACUAAAUAUCAGUUCAAAAAUCCUCCAGAAUGGCGCAAGCAUAGGCACAGGGUAUGAUAUGAAUUGAGCAGUUGUUAUCUGAUUGCAGUACAUAUGCUGAGUUGGGAAAUUUAAUAUAUUUAAUGACUAGAGUAGUUAGGUAGCGACACUGUAAUUAAUAGCAGAUUUUAACGGACACUUUUUCACACAGAAACGAGUCUCCUUACCUCUACCCUCCAUAGAUGAAACGAAGAAAUCAUGUCCAGCGGCUCUAUUUCAUUUUCCACACACGUUUCACAAUUAUGCACUUUCAAAGAUACUCAACAGUUAAUAAACUAAAUUAAUAAUUAAAAAACUAAAUAUAUUAAACGUUAAUAAGCACCAAAUUAACAAAUCCAACAAAUUAAAGGGCUGCUCCUCGCGUUCCCGCCAGAAAGUCGGCUAGUCUGAUUCGUCUAUUUGACAGGCAAAAUAAAUUUUGUUCAUACAGCCAAACUUCACGGAAAAGGGUUGUAGCCAUGUCUGAAUUCUAUAAUUAUUGUUCUCAAUUAAAAUAUAUUAUUUUUUUACUAAAAUGAAACCAGGUAAGAUGAGAUAUCAUUGUAUGUGAGAGAAAAUGAAAUUAGAUUUCAGUAAAUAAAAGAUGAAAAAUGGCUUGGCAUUAAAUUAAGACCACGGUUUGAUUAAGAAUUUUGUUGUUCGAGGCAGUUCAUAUCCGUUAAGUUUAGAUAAUAACGCUUUAAGUUUCUGUAGUAUUUAAGAACAGGCUUAGAAAAGUUUUGGAUGACCUCUAUAAUCUAUGCAGUUUAAUUUUAGGCAAUAUGGGUACCUCUUUUUCUGUCUGGCAAUAAUGUAUUAUUUUAUUAGUGUUUUAAAAUUCGAACUGCAUUUGACAUUAGCGGCCGUUAAAUGUUUUUGAGAUUUUAUUUGUAACAGUCGUAAAAUGUUAUUUUAUUACUAGAAUAAUUAAUUAUGUUUCAUUGGAUGUAGUAUAAUUACACAAGUUAUUUCUGAAGCUCUUUAUUAGACGAUAUUAAUAAUAAAAUGGGAAGUAAUUCAAGUAAACCAACCGACACCUCUUUGGUACUAAAAACUGAAUUAGAACUUGGUAACUCGGACCCUCGAUCUCCAACACCUGAAAUAACACGGACUCCUUUGCAAGUAAGUUUUCUCCGAUUGAUUCAUCUAAGCGUGUUAUUUAAAAAUAGACCUAAUCCAAGAACACGCAACGAAUGUACAUACCAUGGAAAAAAUGGCGCUAAACAUAACAUAACAAAAAAUAUAGACCUCAGAAAGACGUUUGAAUCUACAAACGGAGAUGAAAAAUUGAUACACAAUAACCCCAUUCUAUCUGCUGUUAUAAAAAACCAUUUACAAUCAUAUGAUCCCCGAUCUCCAACUCAAGAUUUUGAACGAACUCCAAUUAUUAUAUCUUCGAAAAUUAAUGAUUUGACAAAUGACACUGAAAAUUUAAGACUAAUAAGUGAUAGUUGUGCAAGUCCUGUUACUAGUAAAGAUAAAGAUAAUAGUUGUGAAACAUAUAUGGAAGCAAAAGAAUUCAGUCCUGAUUUGAUUGCUCCAAAAAAUUUGUGUAACGGGUUUUUGGACUCGACUUUCAAUGAUACCCUUCAAGAUAAUGAAGAACCACUGGGCUCAUCAACUGCCUCCAAAGAAACCCUGGAAGCCAACAAGUCUAAUGAGAAUAAACCAACCAAGCUGUUAGAAACUAACUUUGAUUGUAAUGAAGUUUGUGAUAUAGAAUUUAAUAGUAAGAGAAACAGCAUGUCAAAUCCAUAUUCCACCGAAGUCAAUGAUAGUAGAGAACAAUGUAUGCCAGUAUUUAAAAUUUUGGAAUAUGAUCCUCGCUCUCCUUCUAUAGGAAUUGAAAGGACUCCAUUAGUUGUGCCUAAAAUAGAUGACAAUGACAGUGUGGACAAUGUCGAAGAAAUGUCUGAUGAUACCCUUCUGAAAGUUUUGCAAAAGAGUAAUGUGGAAAUUGGACAUGGUGUAGAAGCACAAACAAAUUCAGAUGGAUUAUUGGUUUAUGAGGAUGAGUCUACAGACUUACAAAAUACUCCAAAAAAGUCAAAAUCUUCCAGUAAUGAUGGUUCGAGAACACCAUUAUCAUGUAUGAAAAACAAAGCAGAUACCGGUCAUACAAGAUCAAAAUCAGCAAACACAGUUUUUGAUCCAAAAGGAAGUGACAUAAAGCAUUGUAAAAAAAUUUCUCAUAUUCCAAGACUGAAGUCUUUAUCAAAACAGUCUAAAAUACUGCCAGCAGGUAGUAGUAUAUCUUUGAAAAAUAUUUCAAAAGCAUCCAUCAUUAGUGGUGACUGUGAAAAUACACCACCACACUCACAUCGUGAUAGAUGGGAUAAAGAUAGCAGUGUUGUACUAUGAAAUAUUGACAUAAUUUCAAUUUGCAUCCUACUAAAGAAAUGAUUACAAUAUACAAAUAGUGAAUAUGGUUUAUACCUUUUUAAUAAUUAUUUUGUUCCAAUAGAUAUUAAACUAAUUUGCUGCUAUACUGCUUUUGUACUGUGCGGUAAUUUUAAGGGGAUAGUACGAUACUGCUUGCAAGAGGAAAUUUAGUUUAUUAUCUUUUGUUAACUAUAUUUUUGACAAUUCAGUUAUAAUAUUUACAAUACAUCUAUAGAAGGUAAAACUAUAAAACGCGUAGUAAUUUGAUAUGACUAUGAAUAAAUAAUCUAAUGGGGUUUUUGUUUACUUUGCCCAAUAUUUUUAUAGUUUUUUUUUGUUUUUGGGUUGACACUCCCAUUGUUGAUCUGUUGCACAUCACAUUAUUUCAGCAUCCACCUAAAUACAUAAAUGAGUUUGAAAUCUCAGAUACUUUGUCUGUUAAUAAGUAUGCCAACCAUAUGCAUGUCUAACAAUGUCCUUGUUUAUUCUUAUUGUAUA
This is a messenger RNA of Bombyx mandarina (wild silkworm), 3712 nucleotides long. RefSeq lists its product as uncharacterized. Lineage: Eukaryota; Metazoa; Arthropoda; Insecta; Lepidoptera; Bombycidae. The record is from RefSeq and is a predicted model, not a curated record.